Messenger RNA from Brassica napus (rape), 2515 nucleotides. RefSeq names its product histone-arginine methyltransferase METTL23. Gene Ontology annotation, cellular component: cytoplasm; nucleus. The record is from RefSeq and is a predicted model, not a curated record. The transcript is spliced from 8 exons. Lineage: Eukaryota; Viridiplantae; Streptophyta; Magnoliopsida; Brassicales; Brassicaceae. Bases 1422 to 2096 code for a protein of 224 amino acids.
UCUUUGAAUAUUAAUCAAUUAUAAAAAUAUUGCCAAAAAAUAAAAGUUAGUUAUAUAAAAUACUAUAAAAGUUUUAACCACGCGUCAGUGGUCCAGUGGCGAUCCUCGACCUGGGAAGUCAUGGGUUCGAGUCCCGCUGGCGGAUGUUGCUCUUGAGGGCCUUCGGGCCCGAUACGGACACUUCCAACUGCGCUGGCCACUGGUGGGAUUUAAAUGGGGUGAUCACCAGCCCUCCUGGAGACCUCGGCGGGCUCCCCGGCUUAGCUCCGGUGGACGGUCAUUGGUUGCUAGUCGGAGCCUUACGAGGUCUUCGGAAACCAGGAUCAUCAAAAAAAAAAUACUAUAAAAGUUUUGAGAAUAUUAAUGUUGUAAAACUUUAUUAGACAUGCACGUGUUGCAAUGUUUUACCAGCAGGUAGACAUAGAGUUUCAAAUGCAAUAAAAGUAACAUUUUUUUAUAUAUUAAAUAUAUAAUAUACACCAAUGGCGUCACUUUGACAUUAGUAUAUUAAUAUCUUUUAAAAAAAUGCAUCACUUUGACAUUAGUAUUUUAGUAUAUUUAUAUAUACACCAAUGGCAUCACUUUAAUAAAUCAUUUAUAUACAACAAUUGUUUGACCAAAGAAAUCACACCAAUUGCCACUUUGAUAUUAGUUAAUAUAUUUUAUCUAAAAUCAAAUUCGUAUAAUCUAAUUUUUCAUCUUCAAUCUUUUUAAUUUUUAACUAUAUCAUUAUAUAUAUAUAUAUAUAUUAACAAAUAUUUAUAUAUUAUCAUUUUAAAACAUUUAAUAUAUAAUCAUUUCUAAAAUAAUAUUUUAAAGUAAUAUUGAUUAUUAAACCUAAUACUUUUGAAGCGUUGCGUCACUUUAGAAUUAGUAUUUUCAAUAUUUUUUAUAAUACGGUAUUUAGAAUAUUAUUUUUUAUCUUUAGUUUUUUAAUUUAUAUCAAUUAAAAAUAUAAUUUUAAUUUAUUUUAAACAUUUGAUGUCCCACGAUCUCGCGUAGUAUAAUAUAAAACUAGUUUAUAAUUGAAAUAAUUAUUUUAAUUUUAUGUAAAAAACUAUAUUGUUUUCUGAAAGAAAAUAAUAAUAAAUUAAAUUAUAAAACUGAAUCAAAAAGAUUUUAUGGAAAAAAAGUAGACCAAUCAGGAGAGGGAUCAGAUGGUAAGACAAAGGAGAGCGCUCAAUUGUCGUAACAGGCGGAGCGAAGAGCUCUUCUCGCAUAAUAAAAGCGAGUAAAUAACCACUCCUCAUUUCCCCUUUCACUUGCCUGAAGGAUCAUGCUUUUACUUUAACACAACACUAAUCGUUUUAUACCCAAACAAUAGCGUCCCCAACUUCACUACUUACCGAUGUGGGACUUUCCUCAGUUUCUCUCUUCGUCUUCAGUUAAAUCAAAAACCCUAAUUUCAAAAUCUCCAGAAUAUGACCACAACGACUACCAUCUCUCAGCAUGAUUUCUACGGUGAUGAUGAUGGAGAUUCGGAAGGUUCAGUCUAUCUAUCUGUUAUCGAGAAUAUGAAGGAAGAGUACGGUUUGUUCGUUUGGCCUUGUAGCGUCAUCCUCGCCGAGUAUGUCUGGCAACAGCGAUCUCGAUUUCGUGGCUCUACCAUUCUCGAGCAGCUAGGAGCUGGCACUUCCUUGCCUGGUUUGGUAGCUGCUAAGGUUGGAGCUAAUGUCACCCUUACUGAUGACUCAAGCAAAGCAGAGGUUUUGGAGAAUAUGACAAGAGUUUGUGAGCUUAACAAUCUCAACUGUAAUGUAAUGGGUCUCACAUGGGGAGUGUGGGAUGCAACCAUAUUUGAUCUGCGGCCUAACAUUAUACUUGGAGCCGAUGUUUUAUAUGAUUCAAGUGCGUUCGAUGAUCUCUUUGCCACCGUCUCUUUCCUGCUUCAGAAUUCUCCAGAUGCAGUUUUUAUCACUACUUAUCACAACAGGAGUGGGCAUCAUCUGAUCGAGUUCCUCAUGGUGAAAUGGGGUCUGAAGUGCGUUAAACUUGUGGAUGGCUUCUCAUUUUUGCCAUCUCGAAAGGCAUCUUUACUAAGCGGCAACAUUCAGCUUGUUGAGAUCGUAUUGAGUUGUGGAAAAUCAGCAGCCUAAUAAGACUGUAAAAUAAGAGGCCAAAGGUCAAAGGAAAAAUAUCAAACUAAUGGUUGAGCUUGUCUCAUUUGGCUGAGAAUGAAGGAGGAUCGAUUUGGUAAGAAGAUUAUGAAUCUCAACAAUUUGUGAAAAAGAUUUCUAAGUAUGUCAAAGCAGGAUAAAAGAUCACGGAUAAGAUUGAAUUGGAGCCUAACAAAUACAUCUUCACGACCAGUUUGCAACAAUUGUCUUUUUCUUUGCUCAUAUCCAUUUGUUCUUAAAGACCACGAGCACACACCAACGCAUUCUUUCGUUCAUAUUAUUGUUUCAAAGUUGUUUAAAUUAAGAGCUCCCAUCGGUGAAAAUAGGAGAUCUUUUGCAAAAUACAAGUCUGUGAUCCUUGUUUUCUCACAAUUUUUGUUAUAACCAACUUCCCCAUU